This is a messenger RNA of Gasterosteus aculeatus aculeatus (three-spined stickleback), 3558 nucleotides long. Lineage: Eukaryota; Metazoa; Chordata; Actinopteri; Perciformes; Gasterosteidae. The record is from RefSeq and is a predicted model, not a curated record.
GGGUGAGAGCUGUCAGUGUUCGUGGGAGAGGAGGAGUGGAAGGAAUCGGUCCAGCAUCUCUGGAGCGGCGGAGCGACGUGGAGGACGGAGACAGGCAUCGGCUCAAAAUAUGAGGACAUCUCCAGCUCAAAGCGUGGAUGUUUAAGGAGGUGGAGGUUUAGAGACUGACCCUCCUCGGCGGCCGUAGACCAGCGCGCACAUCUGACUUUUAUUCUCCACAUCGAUGAGAUAUGCGGAGAGGCUCUACCGCCCGCUGGUAACGCAGAAAAACACAAGAUGAAGAAGCAGUUCAACCGGAUGAGACAGCUCGCCAACCAAACUGUGGGCAGGGCUGAAAAAACAGAAGUAUUAAGUGACGACCUACUACAGGUGGAGAAACGUCUGGAGCUGGUGAAGCAGGUGUCUCACAGCACGCACAAGAAGCUGACGGCGUGUCUGCAGGGCCAGCAGGGCGUGGACGUGGACAAGAAGUCGGUCAGGUCGCCCUCGAAGAAGCUUCCUCUCACAACACUAGCACAAUGUAUGGUGGAGGGGGCGGCGGUGCUCGGGGACGAGUCUCUCCUCGGGAAGAUGCUGAAGCUGUGCGGAGAGACGCAGGACAAACUGGCUCACGAGCUCCUGCUGUUCGAGCUCACCAUCGAGGGGGACGUGGUGGAGCCGCUGUACGACCUCGCAGAGGUGGAAAUCCCAAAUAUCCAGAAACAGAGGAAGCACUUAGCCAAGCUGGUCCUGGACAUGGACUCAGCGCGCACACGGUUUUAUCAGUCCACCAAGUCUUCAGGACUCUCCAGGGACCUGCAGCCAUCGGGAGCAAAGGCCGACCACCUCCGGGAGGAGAUGGAGGAGGCAGCCAACCGCAUGGAGAUCUGUAGGGAUCAGUUAUCAGCAGACAUGUACAGUUUUGUGGCCAAAGAAAUCGACUAUGCAAGCUACUUCCAGACGCUGAUAGAAGUCCAGGCCGAAUACCACCGGAAGUCGUUAGAGCUGCUUCAGAGCGUGUUGCCACAGAUCAAAGCUCAUCAGGAGACCUGGGUGGAGAAGCCCUGCUACGGGAAGCCAUUAGAGGAGCACUUAGCGCUCAGCGGGAGAGAUAUUGCCUUCCCCAUCGAGGCCUGUGUCACCAUGCUGCUGGAGUGUGGCAUGGAGGAGGAGGGUUUGUUCAGAGUCGCUCCUUCGGCCUCCAAGCUGAAGAAGCUGAAGGCGUCUUUGGACUGCGGCGUGCUAGACGUUCAGGAGUAUUCUGCGGACCCGCACGCCAUCGCAGGAGCUCUGAAGUCGUACCUGCGGGAGCUCCCCGAGCCGCUAAUGACGUAUGAGCUCUACGAGGACUGGAUCCAGGCCUCCAAGUCCGUACCGCCCCGCUUCCUCCCCGGUGUCGGCAGAUCGGUGACGGGAGGACGCGUCGAGCUCUUGGUCAAUUCAUUUCAUUUUAAAUCAUUUUUCUGUAUCUGUAUUUCCAGAUAUUUGAUCAAAUUCCUCUCCAAGCUGACCGAAUACCAGGACUUUAACAAGAUGACGCCUGGAAACAUCGCCAUCGUCCUCGGACCGAACCUGCUGUGGAUGCGCGACGAAGGCAACAUCACUGAGAUGAUGACCACGGUUUCGCUGCAGAUCGUUGGCAUCAUUGAGCCCAUCAUCCAACACGCCGACUGGUUCUUCCCCGGAGAAAUUGAGUUCAACGUCACAGGGAACUACGGCAGCCCGGUCCACGCCAACCACAACGCCAACUACAGCUCCAUGCCGUCACCGGAUAUGGAGCAGGUGGAGCGGAAACAGAACGACCAGAGCCGACGACCGCUCAGCGUCGCCACGGACAACAUGAUGCUGGAGUUCUACAAGAAGGACGGCAUUAGGAAGAUUCAAAGCAUGGGUGUCAGGGUGAUGGACACUACAUGGGUGUCGCGCCGGGGCUCGUCUUCCUCGCGUAAAUGCUCUUCCACGCCCCCGAGCGUACACCCCCCCCUCCCGCCCACCGACGGGCUCGUCGCCGAGCAGCCCGGGGAUUUCUCUGCCUGCCCCUCCCCCGCCCCUCCUCCCACUAACAGCGACCGAGCCAGCUCCGACGAUGCGUCCUCCAAUUGGUCGGACUCCUGUUACGUCUACCCCUCUCCCGAGGAGGAGAGGCCGCCUCCCCCUUACCCCUCUUCCUCCUCAUCCUCCUCCUCCUCCUCUUGCUCGUCCCACUCGCUCCCCCACCAACAUCUCUACACCCGAGCACCUCCGUAUAUGCGCCCCGUCGCCCCCAACCCCGAGUCCGUGGCUCUCGGCCCGUCCCCUCACUCACGCCGCUGUGGUCACAGUCUCCCCCCGCUCUCUCACCCCCUCUGGGCUGGUUCCGCUGUGGGGCCUCCCAGAAACAAAAGGCGCUGCCUUAUAGAUAGGACCACAUGUGGUUAUAACCACCACGACCUUUUCCUGGGCUCCCCCAAGCCCCCCAACAUCCCCCUGUCUGCUCCCCCUCCACGGGCAGCUUGUGCCUGUAGCCGGGAGAGAGGAGCCAUGCCGACUAGCACUCUGAAGAACAAGGAGCUGUCUCCAGUGAUCGGACAGAAGGGACUCCACGGGACGAUGGCCUCCUGUGGACAGUCUGACCACAGCCCUCACACCCUGAGGAGAGCAAAGAAGCUGGCCCCGAUCCCCCCCAAAGUCCCGUACUGCCAGUCGGGAGCCAUGUCCGACCAGUCGACGGGUCAGCCCUCCCCGGUCAGCCUGUCGCCCACCCCCCCCAGCACCCCGUCCCCGUACAGCUUCAGCUACCCGCAGGGAUACGCCACCAUCGGCUCCCCGGGGGGGAUCCAGAUGGCCGCCGCCCCGUCCCUCUCCUCGCCGCCCUCGCUGGCCGGGACCCUGACCAAGGCUCGGCCGACCCCCAAGCCGCCGCGGCAGAGGCCCAGCUUGCCCCCGCCCCAGCCGCCCGGCACGCCCGGCACUAGUCCCCAGCCUCUGGACCACUCGACGGGCCUCCUGGAGGGUUUGUCUCCCGGGGAGAGCAUGUCCACAGAUUCUCUCUGCAACCUGGACAUCCCCUUCAUCAACCUGGACCUGGACGGUAUUUUUGACUUGGCCCACAUCUCCACCUUGAGGAACUCAUUGGCACUGUUUGGAUCCACCAACAACGGGGCGGAGCCGGAGGAGGAGCCAGAGAGCACAGUGCUAUGACGUCACAGAUGAAUCCCCCCAUCAGCUGAUUAAAUGAAACGCCACAAUCUAGUUCAUUGACCUUUCACCUCUCAAGCUGGUUUACCUCAGCCUCACAUUUACUAGAUCCGGAAGGGUCCGCUAAUAAAAACUUUUAAGAGAGCAACAAAAAAUACACAACGAAAAGAAAUCAUACAAGGGAGCUCCGAGACUUAAUUUGACAUUUUAUGCUGGCUGUUUUUUUUUAUUUAUUUGAAUUUAGUGUUUCUUUUUUUGCCUUAUUCGACUCUCACUUGCAAUAUUGCCUUUAAACGUGACGCGUGAGACCGGAGACGGGCUGCAGGGAGGAUCGAAGGCUCCCUGCGGCUUUUCACCAGUGAGUUUUAAAGAAGGAAGAACGCGCCCCCCCCCCCCCCCCCC